Messenger RNA from Toxorhynchites rutilus septentrionalis, 1373 nucleotides. Its product is annotated as venom serine protease-like. The transcript has 3 exons. Gene Ontology annotation, biological process: proteolysis. Gene Ontology annotation, molecular function: serine-type endopeptidase activity. NCBI's taxonomy places the organism in Eukaryota, Metazoa, Arthropoda, Insecta, Diptera, Culicidae. The record is from RefSeq and is a predicted model, not a curated record. The coding region runs from base 105 to 1298 and encodes 397 amino acids.
GAGUUAUACUCACGGUGGCGAUCGCCCGCGUUUUUAAAAUUAAAAUUCAGUGAAUUUUUUGCCAAUUGGCACUCGUCUCCUGUGAAGAUUGAUACGUUCUCAAAAUGUGGCGGUUUUCUAGUGUAAUAUGUAUGUUAGCUGUGCUGAAGCUCUGCGGUGGACAGGGCAUCUACGCCGGUUGUGAUUAUCUUUACAAGUACGACUCAAAAGCUGUCGGUUACAUUCAAUCCCCCAACUGGAGCAAUUACUACCGGGGUGGAACAAACUGCCGGUACACGAUCCAGGUUCCUCCGCGGCAUUAUGUCUUCGCCCAAUGCUACGACAUGUAUCUGCCGUCCAGUUUUGGUUGCUACUACGACAGACUGCUGGUUUCACCGAGUGGAGAUCCCUCACUAGGGGACGCAGAAGUACACUGUGGCACGACACCGUUCAACAUGGCUUCAAAUGGAACCAAGAUGGUGUUUGCUCUGCAAACUUCAGCUCUAUCGAAUGGUGGUCGGUUCCGUUGCCAAAUUACAGCGGUUCCAAUACCGUGUGAUUGCGGCAGAAGAAAAAUGCCAUUCAUCGUAGGAGGAGAAUCCACCAAACCCAACGAAUUCCCCAUGAUGGCUGCAUUGAUAGAUUUAGAAUCCCGAGGUCUGACAUGUGGCGCCACAGUCAUCACCAAUCGGCAUGCGCUCACAGCGGCGCACUGCUUGAAUGGUCGAAUGAUUGCCAAUACCGCCUUGCUGGUAGGGGAUCACAAUAUGAGCUCUGGAACUGACACACCGCACGCCAAGUUGAUGCUGAUAUCGUCCUUCAUAGUGCACAGCGAGUACAAUUCUGUGAUUAAACGUAAUGACAUCGCUCUGGUGCGGACAGCAGUGCAGAUCGAAUUCAACGCCGGAGUUGGACGUGCCUGUCUACCGUUCGUCUUCACCGGAGACGAUCUUGCCGGUGCCGACGUGGAGGCACUCGGAUGGGGAACGAUCGAUUUUGGUGCUCCGCUGGCUCAAGAUCUGCAAAAAGUAACCCUGCAGGUCAUUUCACUCUCAUCCUGUCGGGAUAGGCUGAAAGAUUUCAACACGGUACAGGAAAACCAGUUGUGCACCUACACCGCAACGAAGGAUACCUGUCAGUACGAUUCCGGUGGUCCACUACUCUACACUGACCAGAAUGCUGCUAGUUCGUACGUCGUCGGUGUGACCAACUACGGAAUAUCGUGCGCCUCGCGGUAUCCCAGCGUAAGUGCCCGGGUUGCCUCCUACCUGGACUGGAUCGAAGCCAACACCGAUAAGUUCAAGUUCUGUGAGAAAUGAAAAUGUGGUUUACCGCUGAAAAUCGAAAAUAAAAGCAACAAUUACAGUGUUGGAAACGCAUUCGAUACUGAUUAA